GAUAUAGUAUAAUGCUCUCAACUGUUGCAGAAAGAGCCAACUAAUGAAGAGAAGGAUACAUGCACAAUAAGUUUCAACUUUAUAGUAAACAAAUUAAGAGGCCGACAAUUUGAUUUCGUAAUCGCUUACAUGUGGUUGUUGAAAGCAGCCUCUCCAUCGCCGCCGUCUCCAUAUAAAUUAAACCAAACAUGAUCACUUAGCAACACUUGAAGAUAUAUGGCUUCAGUUCCAAGUCCGGCCACCAUCCGCGCCACCAUUGUCCAAGCCGCCACUGUCUUCUACGACACCCCUGCCACUCUCGAUAAAGCAGAGAGGCUGGUGGCGGAAGCAGCCUCAAACGAUGCACAGCUGGUGGUGUUUCCCGAAGCAUUCGUUGGCGGGUAUCCCCGCGGAUCAAACUUCGGAGCCACCAUUGGCCACUCCAACCCCACUGCCGGUGAACAGUUCCGCAAAUACUAUGACUCUGCCAUCAACGUUCCCGGUCCGGAGAUGGAUCGGUUGGCGAGCAUAGCAGAGAAUUACAAGGUGUAUCUAGUGAUGGGAGUGAUCGAGAGAGAGGGAUACACCUUAUACUGCAGUGUUGUCUUCUUUGACCCUCAAGGCUGCUACCUCGGCAAGCGGAGGAAGUUGAUGCCCACCACGGCUGAGCGCCUCGUUUGGGGCUAUGGUGACGGAUCCACCACUCCCGUGUUUGACACCCCCAUCGGGAAGCUCGGCGCGGUGAUCUGCUGGGAGAACAAGAUGCCUCUGCUGAGGACAGCAAUGUACGCUAAAGAGAUCGAGAUAUACUGUGCACCCAACUCGGACGACAGAGAAGUGUGGCAGCCAACGGUGAGGCACAUCGCCAUAGAAGGUGGCGUGUUCGUGCUCUCUGCAGGUCAGUUCUGCCUCAGGAAGGACUAUCCUCCCCCUCCUGAGUACUUACUCACAGAGUGGGAAGACGAGCUCCAACCAGAUUCUGUGGUGGCCGCUGGGGGAAGCGUCAUCGUUGCCCCCUCCGGGGAGGUCUUAGCCGGGCCCAAUUUCGAAGGGGAGGGACUUCUCACUGCUGAUUUGGAUCUGAAGGAUGUGGCGCGUGCCAAAUUCUCAUUUGAUGCUGUUGGCCACUAUUCUAGACCGGACAUUCUCAGCCUCAUUGUCAACGAGCGUGCUAUGAAACCGGUCACCUUCACUUCCCACAAAUGACACUACCAUUGUCAACGAGCGUGCUAUGAAACCGGUCACCUUUUCUCAACAAAUUCAUUCUUGAUCAUUUUGUGCUGCAUUCAGAUAACAAUGACACCUGCAGUUUAUGGUUUUGAGUGAAUGGUUGUUUCUUGGA
Molecule: messenger RNA, 1321 nt
Organism: Salvia splendens (bonfire salvia)
Lineage: Eukaryota; Viridiplantae; Streptophyta; Magnoliopsida; Lamiales; Lamiaceae
Product: bifunctional nitrilase/nitrile hydratase NIT4B
Exons: 4
Coding region: 217-1185 (322 amino acids)
Biological process (GO): detoxification of nitrogen compound
Molecular function (GO): nitrile hydratase activity; nitrilase activity
Source: RefSeq, a predicted model, not a curated record